AUGCCUAAGAGCUGUGAGUCGAGGGAAAAGUCCGCCUACAGCCGGUACAUCAACAAGUGCCUGGGCUUCGAUGCUGACUGCCGACCCUACCUGCCACUGGACCCCUACAACGAAGAUCUUUAUGAUGCAAUUCGUCAAGGCCUGAUUCCCUGCAAACUGGUCAACAACUCGUUUCCAGAAGCGAUCGACGAGCGUUGCAUCCACAAGAGCUUGAACAUAACAAAUAUAACCCAGCGAGUGGCGAACCUCCAGCUUGGAGUGACAGCUGCCCUUUGCAACGGCUGUGCGAUUCGCUCUGUUCAAGUGGAGGAUCUCGUGUCCGACACGAAGGAGGGAAAAUGCAACAGCCUGGAGUUUGUCUACCAGGUCAUCAUCAACGGCUACUUUAGACAAAUUAAUGUAUACCAACAUCCAGAGAUUUGUAACCUCAAGUUCGUUGGUGAGGAUACAAGAGACAUUAAAUGCAUAUCUCCACAGGAGCUUCUGCUACGUUACGUCAACGUGCAUCUGCUACACGCUGGCAUCUCUAAACAGAUAUGCAGUUUUGAGGACCUCUGUGAUGGUAUCGUCUAUGCCUAUCUGCUUUACCACAUUGCCCCGAUGACUCUGCGCAGUCGACUCAUCUCGCCUGACCAGAUCAUCAGCGAUGCCGAUCUUUCUAACAGAGCCAAAGCCGUGUUGCAAAAUUUGCGCGAGUUAGAGGCCGAUAUGUUUCUCUGUCAUGCCGACUUUAUGGACUCGCGCACAGAGCUGGAUCUGGUGACCCGUCUGCAUCUGGCCACCAUAGCCCAUCUAUUCUGUAUGUUUCCGGGAAUAUUGGUCACCAUGGGCAACCAUUCUCGAAGCCGAUUGCAGGAGGAUAUCGAUCAUCUGGUCACACGUAACUUCGUCAACUCUUUCGGCGUGACUCCGUUUUCGACGCACACUUGCGUCAACCUACGAGACGGCCUGCUUGGCUGCCAACUUUUCGAGGUGUUGCGCCCUGGAUCGUCAAUCGGACUGAAGUUUAUCCGGGAAUUCGAUCCAGAAAGAAUUGAAUCCCAAUAUAUUCAUAACAACACAAAUAUUGUUCGCCUGGUGCAGAGCUAUCCCCUCCACUUGCCACAUAUAGACUCUGAACGACUCUCCAAGACAGACGAAGCUUGCUGUAUGUCUCUUCUGCUCGAGAUCAAGCGCGCCUACAUCUCAAAUGACCACUACGAUGAGGCGGCUCUUCUGCGUUGGGUAAACGAACAAUUGCACAGGGCAGGCAGAAGCGUGGAGUUGCGUAGCUUCAGUGACCGCGCUAUCCCAGAGGAGAAUCUGUUCGCUAUUGUGCUGAAUAAUCUGACAAAUGGGAUGGCCCGGAAGGAAAUGAUGACGGGCAAGAGGACCGAGAAUGCACGCUAUUACAUCUCGAUUGCUCACAAAGCCGGCUAUCCUGUCUUCACCUCGCCGGAACACUUUGCCUCUUGCAACUCGAAGUUUGUCACACUUGCCUUCGCCACACUUCGCUCACCAAUUCGUGUUCUUCACUGA
Protopolystoma xenopodis is the source of this 1518-nucleotide messenger RNA. The record is from the annotation of a GenBank genome assembly. Lineage: Eukaryota; Metazoa; Platyhelminthes; Monogenea; Polystomatidea; Polystomatidae.